UUCCCAGAAUCACCGCUCGUCCGGCUCCGCCGGGCGCCUCACCCAUGAGCGCUCCAGCGUCGCUAAUGAAAGUCGUUUAUGAGCCGGGAGGAGCCGGGGCGCUGAGCGAGGGAGCGAGCCGGAGGGAGACCCGGGGGGGCCGCAGCUGAGACCCCCCCCACCAUGGCGGCAGCAGGUUACCCCCAGGCUACUUACCCCUCCGCCCCGUACCCCAGUCCCCACCCCGCCCCCCCAGUCCCCACCCCAGGAUUCAACAUCUACCCCUCCUCCAAUCCGGGUGCGGGGCCGCUGGUCCAGCCCCAGUCCCCGCCCCAGGCGUACGGGGACCCUGCCGCUCAGCAGCCCCACCCGGCCAUCACGCCCUAUCUGCCCGUGUCCACCGGCAUCCCCCCGGGGCUGGAGUAUCUAAUGCAGAUCGACCAGGUUCUGAUCCAGCAGAAAGUGGAGCUGGUGGAAGCCUUCAUCGGCUUCGAGACGGCCAACAAGUACGAGCUGCGGGACGGGCUGGGCCGGCGGCUCUUCGAGGCCGAGGAGCAGAGCGACUGCUGCACCCGCAACUGCUGCGGGUCCCUGCGGCGCCUCCGGCUGAGCGUGGCCGAGCCGGGGGGCCGCCCCGUGCUGCGCCUCCUGCGCCCCCUCAAGUGCGCCACCUGCUGGUGCCCCUGCUGCCUGCAGGAGCUGGAGGUGCAGUGCCCCCCGGGCACCACCAUCGGGCACGUGGUGCAGACCUGGCACCCCUUCACCCCCAAGUUCUCCGUCCAGAACGCCGAGAAGCAGACGGUGCUGCGGGUGCUCGGGCCCUGCUGCGUCUUUCGCUGCGGGGGGGACGUCAACUUCGAGGUGAAGACGAGCGACGAGUCGCGGGGCGUGGGCCGGAUCAGUAAGCAGUGGGGGGGGCUGCUGAAGGAGGUCUUCACCGACACCGACGUCUUCGGCAUCCAGUUCCCCGUGGACCUGGACGUCAAGAUGAAGGCCGUGCUGCUGGGGGCCUGCUUCCUCAUCGAUUACAUGUUCUUCGAGAAAUCAGGCACCACCAGCCAGAGGAGCACGGUGCUGAGCAGCUAGAGGUGUCCGGACUCCCACACGCUGCCACUUACGGGGACCCCCAUCCCGCCGCUAACACCAACAGGGGCCCUCCCAUCCCAUUGCUGACACCAACGAGGGGUCUUUAUGAAUAGGACAGCGUGUUUAUGGCCUUCAGAGCUGGCGUGGGUGUCAGGGCACUGAGACUGUUUGCAGAGGUGGCAAGGAGGCCUGCGGGUGUGGAUGCGUCCCGUGCCGUGGGGCUCGGUGGACAGUGUUGUGUGCACAGCAUGAUGGGGGCUCUUUUGGUUGUAUCUGAAAAACAUCAAGCCCUGGGUCUUCUCCCACCAAGGCAUCUUUAGGACCUUCACCCAGACAGGAAACUCUGGCCUCCAUUGGCCGUCAGAUUCCUGGGGUUUUCAUAUCUCCUGCCCCCCCACCAUGCCGGGAGCCCCUCCCUGUUGGCUGAGGCGGGGGGGGGGGCGUCCCUUCAACACCGAGCCGGUGGUGGCAACAUCCCGAAGCCAAAUCUCUGCCUACUGAUACUUCUCAUUUCUGUAUUUUGUGUAUUUAUCGCU
Mauremys mutica (yellowpond turtle) is the source of this 1601-nucleotide messenger RNA. RefSeq names its product phospholipid scramblase 3 (gene PLSCR3). The transcript has 8 exons. Gene Ontology annotation, molecular function: phospholipid scramblase activity. NCBI's taxonomy places the organism in Eukaryota, Metazoa, Chordata, Testudines, Geoemydidae. Gene Ontology annotation, biological process: plasma membrane phospholipid scrambling. Bases 163 to 1065 code for a protein of 300 amino acids. The record is from RefSeq and is a predicted model, not a curated record. Gene Ontology annotation, cellular component: plasma membrane.